This is a messenger RNA of Tribolium madens (black flour beetle), 2077 nucleotides long. RefSeq names its product protein PTCD3 homolog, mitochondrial. Gene Ontology annotation, biological process: mitochondrial translation. The coding region runs from base 80 to 2044 and encodes 654 amino acids. NCBI's taxonomy places the organism in Eukaryota, Metazoa, Arthropoda, Insecta, Coleoptera, Tenebrionidae. The transcript has 6 exons. The record is from RefSeq and is a predicted model, not a curated record. Gene Ontology annotation, molecular function: rRNA binding; protein binding; ribosomal small subunit binding. Gene Ontology annotation, cellular component: mitochondrion.
GAACUUCUGAUUCACAUUACGCAACACAUAACCUCACUUCCCAAACCCAACACAAAUAUCUCAUGUUUUAAGAAAUAAAAUGAUGAAUAUUUCUAAAGUAGCCUUACGCACGAGGGUGUCUCGAGUUCAACUAACCUCAAAAUUGGCCGGUUUUGCAACCACCACUGACGAAAAAAUCGAAAUCCCAAAACGCAUCCCCCGUGGUCCUACUGACAUUCUCCGUGCGUUGGAGAGCACAGUUGGAAGGGACCCAACAGCUGGCCAUUACAAAUACCAUGAUGACCCAUAUCUGAUUCCAUUGUCGAACAGUGGAAAACGCAUUUUUGCGUUGUCUCAAGAGGCCGGUCGUAAAGCGGCUCAUUGGAUAAGGCGCGAACAUGCCGAUUUGUUUCAACACAAAGAAGCAGAUCCCAUGAUUGAGGCCUUUGUGCCCCCGAUGGUCUAUAGUGAAAACAGCGAAGUUGCUGUUAGUGAUCUCCAGAAACUUAUAAAAACAGCUCAAGUGAGUGAUGCCGUUAUGGUUUAUAAGUUACUGAAAGAAAAAGGGGCUGAGGUCACCCCUGAGUUAGAACAAGGAUUGCUGGAGUUGGUUUGUUACCAGAAUUGCGAGGAUGGUCUUUCUGAUGAGUUUAUCGAGGAAAAGUGGUUCAAACAGUCGAAUAAGGGUAAGGAGAAGUUGAGGAAAACGUGGAAGGAUGGCGAUUUUGCUGAACAACUUUUUAUGGACUUGCCCAAUAAAACCCCCGAAGCUUACUGCGCCAUAAUCCAGGGAAUGGCUAAGUACUAUCAAGUAGAUAGGGCCAUGCAAUUGUUUGAGGAAUCUCAACAAAACAAGAUUCCUCUCAAUACUAACACUUACAAUUCUUUAAUUUCUGUCGUCAAUAUUAUGAAAGAAAGUUUUGAUUUGAGAUGGUCUCUUGUCGUACAAUUUCUCAACCAAAUGAAAGAUGCUAAACUCAAACCGAACUUGGGGACACUAAAUUCAAUACUUGGCUCACUUAGUACAAUGGGUCCUCCAGUGGGAGCAAAAAAAUUCGCCCUUAUGACAUUGUCUCAGUUUAAAGAAUUGGGAAUUGAACCUUCGUUGGGGUCGUGGAGUUUUGUUUUAAAUACUUUCUAUAGAGACAGGGGACCAGUGAGUACAAUUUUGCACGAUAUACUUAAUUUAGUAGAGAAUAAAGAACAUCAAAUUCGGGAUUUGAAAGACAUUAAUUUUUUUGUAACGGCAAUGGAAGUAUGUCGGUACUCCUUAAAUGACGUCUCUUUGGGUAAACGCAUCGAUCGUCUAUUACAUCAUGGCGAAAAUUAUAACUUAAUAGGGGAUUCAUACAAAGAAUCGGUUUACUAUCGUCACUAUUUUGCUCUUCUUUGCGCUAAUCUCCCAAUCGAAGAGUUCAUGAAUGACGUUUACUACAAACUCGUACCUCACAUUUACGUACCCGAACCCGCGAUAAUGGCUGAAGUACUCAACCAAGUCGACGUGAAUGGUGCCAUCGAAUACUUACCAAAACUAUGGUCAGACUUGGUCAUUUUCGAUCACUCACAUCGUGAAAAUCUUAUUGAAAUGGUUCUAAAUGCGAUGACAAAUAACGAGGAACUUCUCACUCCUGAUUUAAAUGAAAAAUUCGCCAAUGUCGGGUGGGACAUUUAUUCUAGGUUUGACGAUCCAGAGAAUUAUAAAAAUAGUAAAAUGAAGGCAGCAUUGACGGGGGAUUUGUUAGGAAAAGUUUUACUAUUAUUAGCGAGGAAUAAAGAGUUCGAGAAAGCGUGUACUGUCAUGGAAAAGUUAGACAAGAAUCAGCAAAGUAUUGCAGGAGUGCCGAAAGUUGAAGCGUUAGAUAAGUUUGUUGAUUUGUGUAUAGAGGAGAAAGCACCUUCACGAGCUAUAGCUUGUAUUCAAUAUUGUGUCGACUGUGGGUUUGAGGAGGCUAACGCUAUGGCAGUCAGACUUCACAAAAAACUCAAUUUGGACGAAGUUUUUCUCGACAGGCUAACAAAAAUCGUGGGAGACAUCUCACUAGUUAGUGCUAAAGGCUCUGUAUAAGUUUUUUUAAUAAAAAAUAUUGUUUAACAACUA